GGAAGAGGACAAGAACAUUUUUGAUUACUGCAGAGAAAACAACAUUGACCAUGUAACCAAAGCCAUUCGAUCAAAAAAAGUGGAUGUGAAUGUCACAGAUGAGGAGGGCCGGGCUUUGCUCCACUGGGCGUGCGACAGAGGACACAAGGACCUGGUUUCAGUACUGUUACAGCACGCUGCUGACGUUAACAGCCAGGACGGGGAAGGCCAGACUGCGCUCCAUUACGCUGCUGCCUGCGAGUUUUUGGACAUCGUGGAGCUGUUGCUGAAGUCGGGAGCCGAUCCUACGCUCCGGGACCAGGAGGGCUGCCUGCCGGAGGAGGUGACAGACUGUAAAGCCAUCUCUUCGGCUCUGCGGCAGCACACCGCUGGCAAGGCUUAG
This is a messenger RNA of Balearica regulorum gibbericeps (East African grey crowned-crane), 382 nucleotides long. NCBI's taxonomy places the organism in Eukaryota, Metazoa, Chordata, Aves, Gruiformes, Gruidae. The record is from RefSeq and is a predicted model, not a curated record.